AUAGGAACUAACAACAUAAAACUGGAUUUAAUGGAAAUGCGCAAUAAUUCGCACUGUUUUUGGACACACUGGGAUAAUACGCUUAAUUGCGGGAAUAUCUGACACAACGAAAGGAGCUGAAUCCAAGGAUCAUCUCUGAUAUAAGGAUUACGUUUAAAAGGAUUACAAUUAUGAUUGCCGCCUUUUAUUGCUUAUGUCUCAUCUCAGUAUCAGGUGCGGUUAUGGAUCUGACCCUGAUCUCCAAUGCUGAAGCGGCCUCCGUCUCCGAUUUCUUCCUCUCUUGUAUCUCCGGGGAGCGCGACGCCAGCAAGCUCGAACUUCGGAUCCAGAAGGACAACACCAUCCUCCUCCUUCCCUCCCCACCCCGCUUCAAAGUACAAAGGCCCAGAAGCCAGGAGGCAAGAGCCACAGGCUUUCAUAGUCUUGAUAUAAUGGGCAUGUUUACCUGUGACGCGGUCCAGGACUCAAGGGCUCUCAUGAAAGUGACACUAAUCAAUAAUUUUGCCACAGCUUCUUUAGAACCAAAGCAGCUUUCAGUAACAGCCAACAGAGGAGACACAGUACAGUUGGCAAUGGACAUCCUAGCCAAAGAAAGGAGGGACAUCACAUGGAAAUAUAAAGGAAACUACUACCACACGACAGACAAGGGUGAGCUCUCCAAUAAUACAGCAGUCAUGACUCUAGAGAACCUGACACAGAGUCACGCAGGGAUCUACAGCGCCUGCUUCAUGGGAGAUAGUCCGAUCUAUGGUGCCUGGAUGAGGGUCAUUGUUCGAGCCUGCUCAGAUAAGAAAUGGGGAGUCGACUGCGACCAGGACUGCCCUGAGUGCCUGAACGGGGGUGUGUGUCACGACAAGGAAGGAGACUGUAUCUGCCCACCCGGCUUCAUGGGAAUGCGAUGUGAGACAGCCUGUCGGGAGGGAAUGUUUGGAAAGAACUGCCAAGAACCCUGUCGAUCAACAAUGAAUUGCAAAGGAUUGAACUUCUGCCUCUCUGAUCCCUAUGGCUGUUCCUGUGCUAGUGGAUGGCAUGGGCCCCGCUGCAACAAAACCUGUGAUAAGGGCAUGUAUGGAGCUGGUUGUCAGCUGAGCUGCAAAUGCAAGAAUGGAGGAGUGUGCAACCCAUUCAGUGGUUGCCAGUGCCCCACCGGCUGGCGUGGGCAGAACUGUGAGAAAUCAGAUCGUGUACCCCAGAUCCUGGACAUGCCAAGCACUCUGGAGUGGAACCUGAACUCCAGCCCCAAGAUUCAGUGUUCUGCCACGGGAAACCCUCUUCCCAGCCACACCAGCAUUGAGCUACGAAAGCUGGAUAGCACUGUUCUCAAGGCCUCUCGCACGACCAUGGAUUCGAACAAGAGCACAGCCCAGUUCGAGAUCCCUCAUCUGUCUUUUGAGCACGGGGGAUUGUGGGAAUGCCGAGUCUCCACCAACGGGGGACAGGACACACGCAAAUUCAACCUCACUGUCAAGGAGCCUCCCUGUCCAAUAACCCCUCCCAGACUGCUGGAGAAGAGGAGUAAACAGCUGGUGGUCAGGCCUGUGGACUCUUACAAAGGAGAUGGUCCCAUUGUAUCUACCAAGCUCCUCUACAAACCCAUGGAAACAGGAGACUCCUGGUCCUCCAUCAUUGUCUACAGCACAGAGCCCAUCACCCUGAUGAACCUGAAACCCUCCACCAGGUAUCUUGUGCGGGUCCAGCUCACACGCCCUGGAGAUGGAGGAGAGGGAGCACCUGGACCUGAGGCUAUCAUAGAGACAGACUGUCCAGGGCCAUCCUCCCCUCGUAACGUGCAGGCCGACCCUCUCUCCAUCAACGCUGUACGUCUCAAGUGGCAACCACCAGAAGACCCCAAUGGUGGCAUCAUCAAGUACAUCAUUGAGUACCAGCCUGUAGGCCAGGGCAGCCUGCAUCCUUGGGUGGACACUGACGAUGGCAACAAGACUACCAAAGAUGUCACAGCGCUCAACGGCAGCACACUCUACCAGUUCCGUGUCCGAGCGUUCUCCAAAGUACCUGGCGAGUGGAGCAAGUUUGUCCAAGCCUGGACUCCGGGGGACGGUCCUCCCAGCUUCACCCCAACAACACAGGGGGUUGGGGGCCGUCCAGGAAGCGAAAGGUUCCAGUUGCUGAUGGCUGUAGUGGGCUCAGUAAUGGUCACCUGCUUUACCAUCUUAUUCGCGCUGUUGGGGCUCUUUUGCAUCCGCAAGACAUUGCUCAACCGCCGACGAACUUUCACCUAUCAGUCAGGAUCGGGAGAGGAGACCAUCCUGCAGUUCAAUUCUGGAACCCUGACGCUGACUCGGCGGCCCAAGCCUCAGGCUGAGCCCCUCACCUACCCUAUACUGGAGUGGGAGGACAUCAAAUUCGAGGACGUCAUUGGGGAGGGGAACUUCGGUCAAGUUAUAAAGGCCAUGAUCAAGAAGGACGGCAAUAAAAUGAGCGCUGCCAUCAAGAUGCUGAAGGAGUUUGCAUCAGAAAAUGACCACAGGGACUUUGCUGGUGAACUGGAGGUGCUGUGUAAACUGGGCCAGCACCCCAACAUCAUCAACCUUAUUGGAGCCUGCGAAAACAGGGGGUACCUAUACAUUGCCAUUGAAUAUGCCCCCUAUGGGAACCUGUUGGAUUUCCUGAGGAAGAGCAGAGUCCUGGAGACUGACCCUGCCUUUGCCAAGGAGCAUGGCACUGCCUCCACCCUCACCUCCCAGCAGCUGUUGCAGUUUGCUGUAGAUGUGGCAACAGGCAUGCACUACCUCAGUGACAAACAGUUCAUUCACAGGGAUCUGGCUGCCAGGAAUGUGCUGGUGGGCGAAAAUCUGGUUGCUAAGAUCGCUGAUUUCGGACUGUCCAGGGGGGAAGAGGUCUAUGUAAAGAAGACUAUGGGAAGAUUGCCUGUACGGUGGAUGGCUAUAGAAUCAUUAAACUACAGUGUCUACACCACAAAGAGUGAUGUAUGGUCUUUUGGGGUGCUUCUGUGGGAGAUUGUGAGUUUAGGUGGAACCCCAUAUUGUGGGAUGACCUGUGCAGAGCUUUACGAGAAGCUGCCCCAGGGAUACAGGAUGGAACAGCCCCGGAACUGUGACGAUGAGGUGUAUGAGCUGAUGAGACAGUGCUGGAGAGAUCGGCCAUAUGAGAGGCCCCCUUUCUCCCAGAUCUCUGUGCAGCUCAACAGAAUGCAAGAGGCCAGGAAGGCAUAUGUGAACAUGGCGCUCUUUGAGAACUUCACCUAUGCUGGAAUUGAUGCCACUGCUGAGGAGGCCUGACUGCCGGCUCCCCUGGACCCUGGUAGCUUUUGUAGCCUAACCAAGUCGCAAAGUGACAGGAAGUCACGUUACUGCCACCCACCAGA
Molecule: messenger RNA, 3346 nt
Organism: Megalops cyprinoides (Indo-Pacific tarpon)
Lineage: Eukaryota; Metazoa; Chordata; Actinopteri; Elopiformes; Megalopidae
Gene: tie1
Product: tyrosine kinase with immunoglobulin-like and EGF-like domains 1
Exons: 22
Coding region: 171-3260 (1029 amino acids)
Biological process (GO): multicellular organism development; protein phosphorylation; cell surface receptor protein tyrosine kinase signaling pathway
Cellular component (GO): signaling receptor complex
Molecular function (GO): transmembrane receptor protein tyrosine kinase activity; protein binding; ATP binding
Source: RefSeq, a predicted model, not a curated record